Molecule: messenger RNA, 1041 nt
Organism: Aspergillus ruber CBS 135680
Lineage: Eukaryota; Fungi; Ascomycota; Eurotiomycetes; Eurotiales; Aspergillaceae
Product: tRNA (adenine-N(1)-)-methyltransferase
Exons: 2
Coding region: 1-1041 (346 amino acids)
Biological process (GO): tRNA methylation
Cellular component (GO): tRNA (m1A) methyltransferase complex
Source: RefSeq, a predicted model, not a curated record
AUGACACCUCGUCUGGUAACGCCGAUUUAUGCGGCCGAUGCCAAUUUAAUCGUCUCCCUCCUUGACAUCCACGUCACUCCUCACGCAGAAGGCGAGCAGUCAGCGCCAUUGGAGAUUCUCGAAUCCGGAACUGGACAUGGCUCGCUAACUCUGCAUCUUGCGCGCGCAAUUCAAGCGGCCAAUUCGAACUCACCACCAUUACCGGAGAAAUCCCAAAUCCAAUACCCACGGGACCGGCCACUCCGGCCAAACGAGGACGCACCCAAAACGCCUCGAAAAGAGCAACGAUCCGACGUUGACGCCGCGGAGGAUCCAAAACAGAGGCAAUGGGAUACCUGGCGAGCGUCUCGUGGCGCUGUCGUUCACACCGUCGACGUAUCCCCAAAAUUCUCUGUCCAUGCUGAGAAAACCGUCCGCGGCUUUCGACGGGGGAUUUAUGCAGGAAAUGUCGACUUCUACGUAGGCCACGUGGAGGACUGGGUCACAGAGCAGAUCAAGCAACGCACAGCUGCUUCAUUAGCAUCAACAGGCCCUCUGUCCUCCCUCACAAGCUGCGAUAAUACCUCCCCCGACCCCUUCCUCUCAUACGCAAUCCUGGACAUGCCCUCCUCCAAUUUGCGGAUCCCACAUGUCGCUCAGAUCCUGAAACGGGACGGUUUCCUUGCCGUGUUCAUGCCCAGCAUCACACAAAUCGGCGAGUGCAUCGACAUCAUCCGUCGACAGCAACUCCCAUUUGUUCAGGAGAAGGUCGUCGAACUCGGUGCUGGUAUUAGUAACGGCCGUCAGUGGGACGUCCGCUUUGCUAUGAAGAAGUCGCGGGCCGAUCCGUCUUCUUGGACAGAGUCUUCAUCAUCCACCGAGUCGGAUGAGGGAGCCGUUCAAAAGGAUCAGGAAGAGCCAUCGUCGUCGUCGAAUGUCGAGGAAGAAGCACUAAAAGAGGAAGAUAGCGUCUUGGUCUGCAGACCCAAGGUUGGAACUAGGAUCGUAGGUGGUGGAUUUGUGGGAAUCUGGAGACGAAUCGAGGAUUCUGCCAGGAAGUAA